UUUAUCAACUAUGCUUAAGUUACAAAAAUUUUUAUGGUUUCUAAGUCUACGUAACGGUUGCCGCAUCAUUGCUCUUGUGGAAUUCGCAUUAGGUGCCUUUGGCACUUAUGCAGUGGUUGGAAGAUAUGGCUUUGAAUUGUUACUCGAAUCAAUUGUUAUUAUAAGCCUAUCCGUUGCCUGUUUGCUGGCCUUUCUGCUGCUCAUUGCUACGUUGCAUGAUCAUGAAUCCACUGGCGUUGUGUUUACCUAUCUGAUCUGGAGCAUAUUUUUGUGUGUGCUGCUUUCUGUUUUUUAUAUCAUGGCCUUUAUGCGAGGUGUAUUUAAUAUAUAUGUGCUAUUGGGUCUAUUGAUAGGCACGUUGACUGUCAAGAUUUAUUUUCUAUUGGUGGCUUACUCGUUUAUGCAUUUGUUGGUUGGCAAUCCCAGCGACGAAUCCUUUUAA
Drosophila busckii is the source of this 442-nucleotide messenger RNA. RefSeq lists its product as uncharacterized. NCBI's taxonomy places the organism in Eukaryota, Metazoa, Arthropoda, Insecta, Diptera, Drosophilidae. The record is from RefSeq and is a predicted model, not a curated record. Bases 11 to 442 code for a protein of 143 amino acids. The transcript is spliced from 4 exons.